CAAGAUCAUUACACACUUCUACAUAGACACACACACACACACGAAGACAAAACAUAAACACAGCAACACUAUAAGACAUUCCCACAAAUGUUUUCAUUCAGACGAAGCGAGCGAAUAAACUGGCAUGUGAACAACCCACACGUGUUCUCCUGUCCGUUUCUGAGCGAUUCGUCUCCUUGUCUCCUUGUCUCCUUCGGGCCCGAAGGGAAGGCAUUCACGAAGGAAUCCAGGGUCUCUUUCUGGGUGAACCCAACAAUUUGGUGUCAGAAGUGCGAUACUGCCAACCAGAGAAAGAUGGCACUUCAGAUCAGGAGCUUGGUGGAGGAUUGCUCCAGAUACCUGAAGGCGUUUGAGCUGUAUCUAGAGCGCUCAUCUGACCACCAGAGUGUGAGAGGCUUCAUCCAAAGCACACUUCCAGACAUCCUGACCACAUACAGUGUUGGAGCAGGAAAAUCCACACUGAAUAUAAUGGGAGUAGGAUGUGGAUCAGGCGAGAUUGACAUGGAAAUCCUCACACAGCUGCAUGCAAAAUAUUCUGGGGCCAGGGUGGAGUACGAAGUAGUGGAACCCAAUAGGGACAUGCUGGAUAAAUAUAAAGGUUUAGCAUUGAAGACACCAGGCCUUGAUCAUACCACCUUCAGAUUUCAUAUGAUGACGGCAUCCGAGUUUGAGAGCGACUGGAAGCAGAGAAACCCUGACAGGAAGAUGGACUUCAUUCACAUGAUUCAGAUGCUGUACUAUGUGAAGGAUCCAGAGAUGACAGUUUCCUUCUUCCGAAGCUUACUGCGCAAAGAUGGCAAACUUCUCAUCAUCCUGGUCUCAGGAGAUAGUGGGUGGAGUGGUUUAUGGAGACACUACCAUGAUCGGGUGCACAGCAGUCAUGUCACAGCUGCAGACAUCAAAAGCUUCUUAGAUGCCAAAGAAAUCCCUUACAAGAGCUACAGUUUUGUGUCCACUUUUGACAUCACUGAGUGUUUCACAACCAGAGAUGAGAAAGAAGAACUGAUGCUGGAUUUUCUGACGGAGAUACCAGAGUUUAGUAAGAGUACUUCACCAGAGCUGAAGGCUAGAGUGCUGGAGAUCCUCAAACGCCCAGAGUGCAGCCAAGAGGUGAAUGGCAGGAUCAUGUUCAACAACAACAUGGAAGCCUUGGUGAUUGACCAGUAACUCUUAAAGAGAGAUGUGGUUCUACAUUUGGACUGUAUUGAAAUU
Neoarius graeffei (lesser salmon catfish) is the source of this 1212-nucleotide messenger RNA. RefSeq names its product histamine N-methyltransferase-like. Gene Ontology annotation, molecular function: N-methyltransferase activity. Bases 88 to 1167 code for a protein of 359 amino acids. The transcript is spliced from 7 exons. The record is from RefSeq and is a predicted model, not a curated record. Lineage: Eukaryota; Metazoa; Chordata; Actinopteri; Siluriformes; Ariidae.